AUGCACGCGCUUGCCGCGUUCAGAGAAAGUGAAAAUGACAAGCUUCAAGAAUUUGCCGACCUUUGCGCUGAUGUAACCAGCCAAAUAUCCUGCCUGCCUGGCCUCGCAUGUCUCAACUUUCCCAAUGCAAUACAGCCGAUCGCCGGUAAGCUACCACCGUCGCUUCGCGGGAAAUGGGAGAAAGAACUUGCUAAAUUCUCGGAGAACAAUGGAGACGCCUAUCCUGGCUUUCACGUUUUCUCGGAAGUUGUUCAAAAACAUGCUAGGAUAAAAAACAAUCCAAACAUUAACAUUGGAGCUAGACUUGCCAAUCCUCCUAUCCAAACGCCGAGUCGCGCAGGACAGAACAAAAAGGCGCUUAAAACAAACACUGACCCCAACGAUUCAAACGCACCAACAAGAGAAAGGGAGACAAAACGGUGCCCAUUCCACGACUGAGACGGACACAGCUUAGAGGAGUGCAAAACCUUCGCUGCAAAAACAUUAGAGGAGAAGACUGAAUGGAUCCUUCAGCCUGGACUUUGCUAUCGCUGUCUGUCCGAAGGCCACAGAGCAAAGGAUUGCAGACAAACGAUCAAAUGCAGUAUAUACAAACGUCACAACGCACUCCUCCACAAAGAGAAGCUGAAGAAACCCGAAGGUGGAGAGUCGGUCGACACAAAAUGCACAUUCCUGUGUGGAGCUAGCAAGGGCGGCGUGUCAUGCAGUAAACUAGUACUGGUUGAUGUCGUCAGCAAAGAGAGACCGAAAAGUAUUUGUAGAGUCUAUGCCAUUAUUGACGAUCAAAGCAACUCGUCCUUGAUCACCAGCGAACUUGCCGAUGAAUUAGGAGCAACCGGCCCAGAAGAAAAGUAUUACCUAACUACAUGCAGUGGCGAGAAAGAGGCAAAGUACGGACGACGCGUGACAGGUGUAGUCCUAAAAUCCUUAAAAGGAACGGAGUCAGAACUUCCCACCCUCGUCGAAUGCAGUAAUAUCCCUCGCGAUAAACAAGAGAUUCCAACACCGGAGAUGGCCAGGAGAUUCCCACACCUCAGCGAUAUCGCGAACGAAGUCCCGCAGCUUGAUGGAAAUGCCGAAAUUCACCUGCUUAUCGGACGAGAUGCCCCGGAGUUGCUUAAAGUGAGGGAAUUCAGAAACGGGCCAAAAGGAGCCCCGUGGGCGCAAAAGAAAUCGUUAGCCUGGACGAUAAUCGGACAGAUGUGCCUAGACCUAGUCGGGGGACCCGUGCACGUGCGCGCCUGCCGCACCAGUCUCCUCGCGGCCGGUCCGGGGGAGAAGUCAACGGAGACAAACAAUUACGAAUUCCUGCCAUGCCCUAACCAGUUUACUGUAAAAGAGAGCUUUCUUGAGCAAAAGAGAGACAUAACGGACAACGUGUUCAUUACGAGUCGGGAGGAUAACGAUGUGAGCUUAUCCUGCGAAGAUCGCAAAUUCUUAGAUAUCAUGGAGACUGGCGUACAUAAAAACGAACAGGGGAACUGGGAAAUGCCUCUACCCUUCCUCCGUAAAGAUCCUCAUUUGCCAAACAAUCGGAGUCAAGCAGUCAAUCGUUUAAAUGGCCUCAUCCGCACCUUAAAAAGAAAGCCUCAGAUGGCAAAGGACUACGUGGAGUUCAUGGGGAAGAUCAUCGAAAAAGGCCACGCCUCCCCGGUGCCAAUAGAAGAAAUUACUAA
Molecule: messenger RNA, 1676 nt
Organism: Porites lobata
Lineage: Eukaryota; Metazoa; Cnidaria; Anthozoa; Scleractinia; Poritidae
Source: the annotation of a GenBank genome assembly